CUUCUGGCAUUUGAUUUGUUCUUUUUAAUAGGGAUUCCAGCUCCAGUGGUCUACUUCGUGGAUUAUGUCACCAACUCCAUCUAUCUUGAAGAUAUUGUAGACUCGAUUACUGUUCAGGAUCAUAUUUAUUCUGUACAAAAGAGUGGAAACGACACCAGUGGCCUCCAUAAGUUAGCAGAGAAGAUGGGUGAGCUGUUAGCAAGGAUGCACGAUGAGGAUAUUAUCCAUGGGGAUCUUACAACUGCCAAUCUCCUCCUGCGGCCACCCAUGGAGAAGCUGGACUUGGUGUUGAUAGACUUUGGACUCAGUUUUAUUUCAGGUCUUCCAGAGGAUAAAGGAGUUGAUUUGUAUGUUCUGGAAAAAGCCUUCAUCAGCACACAUCCAGAUACUGAAACAAUGUUCCAAGCUCUGCUAAAGGCCUAUGCAGCCACGUCUAAAAAAUCUGGUCCUGUGAUCAAAAAGUUGGAUGAGGUUCGGCUAAGGGGAAGGAAGAGGUCCAUGAUUGGGUAGAAGGGAGUGGGUUUAGGGAUGGAGAAAUACUAGGUUUUGCAGAUAGGGUUAUUUAUAUUUCUGGUUGGUUUUAUUUCACAGAUCACUAUUUUGAUAACUGUGUCUUCAAAUAAAUAAACUUGAAAGAGUUUUAAGUGUCAUAAAGUAA
Molecule: messenger RNA, 658 nt
Organism: Cyanistes caeruleus (blue tit)
Lineage: Eukaryota; Metazoa; Chordata; Aves; Passeriformes; Paridae
Source: RefSeq, a predicted model, not a curated record